UACACUACGAGCUCGCUCAAUUGUUUGAAAGAUUGUUAUUUUCACGGUCACCGUCCACCGCCUGACCAGGUGCACCGUCCGGAACCUCACACACUCCACAGCCGCAAUGUACCUCCCGCGAGACUCGAUAUCGACCCUAUACCUACACCUCAAGAAGACGAACAAUUCCCUGUCCUCGCCCGUCUUGAUCCUCGUUGCCCUCGAGCCGGAUGCUCUGUGUGCGUGCCGGAUCCUUAUUUCGUUGUUGAAGCGCGACUACAUAUCACAUAAGAUCAAGCCGAUAGCUGGGUAUGGCGACCUCGCACGCGUUGGCACGGAGCUCGUCCGACCGAUGCGGACAACGGAAGGUGGCAGCGGCGGCGUGGUCGUAUGUCUGGGCGUUGGGGGCCUCGUCGAUUUGGAGAAUGUGCUGCGACUGGAGGUCGAUGAGAAGGGAGAAGGCGGCAUGGCCGGGGUGGAGCUCUGGGUGUUUGACUCGAGGAGACCGUAUAAUUUGACGAAUAUCUUUGGGGGUCAGGCCCAGGUGGCGGCUCAGGAUGGACAGCUGGUGUCGAGGGAGCGAGGGGUUGUCAAUGGACGCGUGUCGGACAGAUAUAUACCGGGGAACGGCGGGAUCUUUGUCUAUGAUGAUGGGGAUAUUGACGAGGAGCUUAAGAGGGAGCAGGACGCGUAUUGUGCGCUUGCGGAGAUGCCUGAGGUUGAUGAGGAUGAGUUUAACGACUCGGAUUCGGAAAGCUCGGAAGAUGGGGACGAGGACGAGGGUGGAAGAGAGCCCGUCGAUACAACCGGGCUUCCGCCUUCCGGCCAGAAGAGGAAGACGUCUUCGGACAGAGAAGAAGAUAGUGAGGAAGAUGACCAGGACGAUCGGCCUAGGCGGAGGCGAAGAAGCAACUCGUCUGCAUCUAUUGACAGUACCGGGGAGCGACCGCGACGGCAUGGCCUCAUAUCAAUGGCCGGACAAACCGAUAAUUCAUCAAACAUAUCCCGGGAGCCAUCCAUAAGUAGAUCAUCAUCGCCUGCCAUACACGGACCAAGACAGCCCUCUGCCCGCACGUUAAGAAAGCGACUAUUACGCAUGCGCCGAAGACAUGAAUCCGUCCUGGAGCAGUAUUAUGCCUUGGGAACGUCGUAUUCGGAACCAGUAUCGUCCAUGAUGUACUCUCUGGCUGAAAAGCUAGGUCGUGAGGACAACGAUCUUCUCUGGAACGCAGUAGUCGGAGCCAGCAGUCUUGAGCUCUACGGGCGAACGCAGAAUGGCAUUGGGCUGAACCCUGUCUCAUCUAGCGGCCGAUGGUCAGGAUGGAAUGGUGACCGGGGCGAACGAAUACGACAUGCUCUCCGCGAUGAGGUGAACCGGCUGAAUCCUCUCGACUCGAAAGAAUUCAUCCAGGAGACUACGGUGGGUGAGGCAUACGGCGUGAUACCGACGACGGGACGCUCGCCCACCGACACGUCAAUACGGCUGUCUCCAGAGCCAAAGUUUCUCUUAAUUCGUCAUUGGUCUCUGUACGACAGCAUGCUACACUCGCCCUUCUUAUCAACACGCCUCAGGAUAUGGAACGAUAACGGGCGUCGACGUCUACACAAGUUCUUGGCCAAGAUGGGGAUAUCUCUAGCCCAAUGCAAGCAAAACUACCAACACAUGGACAUGCAAGUCAAACGCAGCCUACGAAAAAAGCUGCUGGAACAAGCGCCCGUCUACGGCCUCGAGGGUCUCGUGCCACCCGAAGAAUCCCGCAUCCCCAAAGAAGGCUGGGGCUUCGUCCGUUGCUGGGGCUGGAAAGCAUGCCUCAGCGCCCUCGACGUCGGCACCAUCAUCGGCGCUAUCCUCGAAGUCGGCGACGCAUCCACACGCACAGUAGCAACAGCCUCCUCAAACGACCCAUCCGACCCAGCACCAUCCCAACCGCCCCCAACCACCGAAGAAUCCGAUCUCGCCCACCAGGAACACGUCACAGCACGCUUCUUCACCGCCUACGACGCCCUCGCCGACAUCAAGCUCCUAACCCAACACAUCCCCACCGCACAGUCCCUCCACCGCGCCAUCCUCCGCACAGGCACCUCCCUCCUCGAAAAACGCCAAGUCCUCCACCUCAACGCCUUCCGCGUCGCCGUCGUCAAAGAGGGCCCCGACGUCCCGCUCUUCGCCCACCCAGGCGCCCUCAUCAAACUCGCCCUCUGGAUCGCAGAGGCCCUCGUCGAACAGGAAGGCAAAAAGGCAAGGGACGGCAACGGCGAGCUCGUCCUCGCUGCCCUUGACGAGACCCGCGACGUCUAUGUCAUUGUUGGCCUUGGCGGUGGUGGCGGCGCCCGAUUUGAUCCCGAUCGCGCAAGGAGGCGCGAGGAGGCGAAGAAGGCGCGCGAGGAGAAGCGCAGCAAGCGUCGCGCUGAAAGGGCGAAGGAGAAGGAAGCGAGACGCCUCCGUCGGCUUGCGAAUGGGAUGGACUCGGAUGACGACGAGGACGAAGAAGAAGAAGACGCGACCGAAAGCGAAGGCUCCUCUGACAGUGACUCCGACGACUCCGACAACGACGACACAAGAAAAGCAGCGAGACGCGCGCACGGCAAGAAUAGAUUCGGUAUUGCGUUUAGUGAGGUUGCCGAUGCGACGGGCGCGCGCGUCCGGCUGGAUCAUUUCGAGCAUUGUGUUGUUGAGGUCAAGAGGGAUGAUUACAAGGGGUUUUUGGAGGCGUUGAGUGAGAAGGCUGUUGUUGGGGGGAUGAGGGUUAGGGGGGGUAGGGGGAGUGGGUAUUGA
Molecule: messenger RNA, 2755 nt
Organism: Pseudovirgaria hyperparasitica
Lineage: Eukaryota; Fungi; Ascomycota; Dothideomycetes; Acrospermales; Acrospermaceae
Product: CDC45-like protein
Exons: 2
Coding region: 107-2755 (882 amino acids)
Biological process (GO): DNA replication initiation; mitotic DNA replication preinitiation complex assembly; double-strand break repair via break-induced replication
Cellular component (GO): DNA replication preinitiation complex
Molecular function (GO): single-stranded DNA binding; DNA replication origin binding; chromatin binding
Source: RefSeq, a predicted model, not a curated record